This is a messenger RNA of Paramecium tetraurelia, 750 nucleotides long. RefSeq lists its product as uncharacterized. Gene Ontology annotation, cellular component: nucleus; cytoplasm. Gene Ontology annotation, biological process: intracellular signal transduction; protein phosphorylation. Lineage: Eukaryota; Ciliophora; Oligohymenophorea; Peniculida; Parameciidae. Gene Ontology annotation, molecular function: protein serine/threonine kinase activity; ATP binding. The transcript has 2 exons. The record is from RefSeq and is a predicted model, not a curated record.
AUGAUUCACUAAAAUUUAAUCAUACCUAUGCAUGUGUUAAUGAAAACAUCAAAAAAAAAGAAUGAUAAUACAUUUGGCUCAAUUUAUUUUGUUUAUGAUCGUAUGGCAUCACUUUUUGUAUAAUUUAAUCUUAAAGUGAACUGGCGAAUAAUUUUAAGAUAGAGACAUCAAAAUAAUUUUUCUCUAAAAUUUUUAAAGGGAUUUGAUGAACUUAUUUCCAAAAUGAUACUGCAUUGGGAUUUUAAAUCCUAAAUAUGUUUUAAUAACGAAGAUGGUAUUUUUAAAAUAAUAGACUUUGGUUCAGCAAGAUUAUGGGAGGAUAAGCCUAUGACAACAUAAACAUGGCACCCGAACUCUUUUUCAAUUCAUAAAAAUAUGGUCCAGCUUUAAAUGUGUGGGCAAUUGGUUGUGUAUUUGCAGAAUUCUAUCUCCGAUACACUUUAUUUUCAGGAGAAAGUGAGAUUCAAAUAUUAUCGAAAAUGGUCAAUAUACUGGUCUGAAAUAAAUCGGCCUGGUUUUUUAAAUUUGACUUAAAUUAUUCAAUUUGAAAAGAGAGACCCAGCUUACUUAUAUAAAAUAUUGCUAAAAAUGAGUAGUGAAGGAAUUGAUUUAUUAUCCAAAAUGUUAUAAUAUAACCCAAAUAAAAGAAUUUCCUUAAGGGAUGCUCUGAAUCAUCAAUAUUUUAAUUAGACUGAGUCAUAAAACUUGUCUAAAAAACUGUUGCAAAUAAUUAAAAGCAAAUAAAAUUGA